Molecule: messenger RNA, 567 nt
Organism: Phalaenopsis equestris
Lineage: Eukaryota; Viridiplantae; Streptophyta; Magnoliopsida; Asparagales; Orchidaceae
Product: myosin-11-like
Exons: 6
Coding region: 25-525 (166 amino acids)
Biological process (GO): vesicle transport along actin filament; actin filament organization
Cellular component (GO): vesicle; myosin complex; cytoplasm
Molecular function (GO): microfilament motor activity; ATP binding; actin filament binding
Source: RefSeq, a predicted model, not a curated record
CGUGAAAUUUCGCGAUCCAGGAAGAUGUAUUUUGAGUCGGCCACACUCUUCUCCAUUUGGAAACAUGUCUUCAAAAUGGAGCAGGAGGAGUACACGAAAGAAGAAAUAAACUGGAGCUACAUAGAGUUUAUAGAUAAUCAAGAUGUUCUUGACUUGAUUGAGAAGAAACCUGGGGGUAUCAUAGCACUUCUGGAUGAAGCCUGCAUGUUUCCUAGGUCAACGCAUGAAACAUUUGCUCAGAAGUUAUAUCAGACUUUUAAAAAUAACAAGCGUUUCUUAAAGCCAAAACUUUCCCGCACGGAUUUUACAAUAUGUCAUUAUGCUGGGGAGGUAAAAUACCAAGCUGAUCAUUUCUUGGACAAGAACAAAGACUAUGUGGUAGCAGAACACCAAGACUUGUUAAGUCCUUCUAAGUGCCCUUUUGUUGCGGGGUUAUUUCCGCCUCUUCCUGAGGAAACGUCAAAAUCCUCCAAAUUUUCUUCAAUUGGAUCACGUUUUAAGAUCCUUUCAUAUUUUGGAGGGUAAUGCCAUCUAUGUACAAAAUUCACGAAUCAAACACACGAAGGG